This is a messenger RNA of Rotaria socialis, 1833 nucleotides long. The record is from the annotation of a GenBank genome assembly. Lineage: Eukaryota; Metazoa; Rotifera; Eurotatoria; Philodinida; Philodinidae.
AUGUGUCGUUAUUUAUCUCAAAUUGAUAUUCUUGACAGUUUACUGAAUUUAAACACUCGUGUAAAUAAAACGAUUACUACAUAUCGAGAAAAAAUUUUCAUAUCGCAUUUAUCUCAUAAGGACUUUUUUCAUUUGAUUAAUAAUCAUUUACCAUAUUUAUCCGCCAAUGUAUCGUACUUAUAUAUAAAUAAUUGUUCGAUGUUAAAUUCAGGAAAACUUUUUGAAGAAAAAUUUAAUAAAGUCGAUCAACAAUUUCCAUUACUUCAAGAACUUGUAUUUCAUCAAAUUGAUAUUGAAACAUUGGAAAAUCUAUCGUGGCGUUUCAAUACAAUGUAUUAUUUACAUACUUUAGCUAUUGACAUCGCCGAAGAUCGUUUAUCGUCAAUGCCUGUACAGUUCGAUGAAUUUAUUUGUGGAAAAUUAUUUACUGAAUCAAAUUCCUUUAAAAUUUUAAAAUUAUAUUUAAAUAAAUAUAAAUUUAGUCUAUAUUCUUUAAAAAAAGAAUCUAUGAGUAUUAAACAAUUAACAAUAUCUGUGCAAUGUCUUAAGGAUUUAUUAAUUGUAUUUAAUAGUUUUCCAAAUCUUGAAAAAUUAAAUAUAACUAUUGGUUGUUCAUCGUCGCAUGAUAUAAAUAAUGAUACGUAUCCAUAUGAACGUCUUUGGUGGAAAGUGCCUUAUUUGACUCAUUUUGAUCUUAAAAUUGAAGAAGAAGAAUUAACGUCUCACGAUUAUGUUAUACCACAAGAUACAAUAGUUAAAAUAAUUGAGAAUCUUUAUGCAUUGUCAUAUUUUAAGUUUACAUUGAAUAUUAGAUUUCAUGCUACACUACAAACAUUAACAACGAAAGAUAUUUAUAUGGACAAAUAUUUUCCAUAUGCUGAUGGUUCACUAUGGCAAAAGGCAUUAAAUAGAAAUGAUGAUCGAACUAUAAAUUUUGCAUUACAUUUUGAACUUGAUGGAAUUACAAUUGAUCGUCUCAAAAAAACGAUAGAACCGAAUGUGUAUACUACAGCAAAAUAUGAUGACAUUGAUUUCAAUUCUCUACUAAGAGAAACAUUUUCCAGCGCUUAUUGGUUACAAAAGAAUAUUAUAAUACAAUGUCUUUCUACGAAUUCUAAACAUGUCUCAAUUUAUACUUUACCUAUUACAAAUACUCAUUUGUCGACAACUGCAGAUAUAAUCGAUCAAGAAUUGUCAAUGAACGCUUCUAUGUCAUAUAAAAAUAUUCAGAGUCUGCUUAUAUAUUCCAAGACUGAGUAUCAUUCUCCAAAAUUAUCCAUAACAAAUAUUUUCAAUAAAUUUCCUUCUCUAACUCAUCUUCAACUUGAUACAGUACUUUUAUUACCACCAAAAAUAUUCAUCUGUUCACUUCGUUUGCGUUCUCUAUCAUUGUGUAAUUAUUCACUACUCUCUUGCUGUCAAUUACUCGAAUAUUUACCCAAAGUUAUAUCACUUACAAUAACAACGCAAAGUAAAGUACCAACGUUUGACUUUUGGCCAAAACCCAUUUUAUCAGUCACACGGUUAAAACUAUCAAUUGAUUCAGGUCAUACGAAAAACCUAUUGAAUAUACCAAAAUAUUUUCCAAAUGUCAAUGAAUUCUAUCUACGAAUAAAUAAUACAUUAAAUCGAUCAGUUGAUGAUUUUUGUCUAUGUGAAAAAUUUGAGUGUUUUUCAAAAGACUUCAUUCAUCUUCGUUAUUUUGAAAUAACUUUACCGAUAAAGCAAGAAUCUAUGACAACUUCAAAAUGGAUGACUAUGUUACAAGAAAAUCAAACAAUGUGGGCUAAAAAUAAAGAUGGUAGCUCUGUAACAUUAAAAAUAUGGUUGUAA